AUGGCCCUCAAACAUGCUCUUUUAUGUGCCCUUUCCUUAGCCACAGCUACUCAGGCUGCUGUCAAAUUCUACGGAUCUAGCGGCACUGCUGGCGAUAUCCUCAAAUGCGGCGGUGGUGCCAACAACACCGACGCAAGUCUUGCUUUCUUGUUUUCAACCAUUUACCCUGGCCAUGUCGCCCAAAAUUCGACCACUUUCCGAUUUGACAAUCCCAUUAUUUGCGGAGACGAGGCAUCGUUAUCGAUCGAGUUCAACUGCAAUGACCUCGGGGCACACUCCAUCUGUAUCCCGAAGAACAGUACGGCUACAGCAUCGCGUGUCCGCCGUGUCCGCCGCUCAUCCCCAUCCAAUUCCAAGAGAGACGGGGGUGCCAAAUGCGACUCGUACAGCGGCCAAUGUCGGAACCAGUACCAAAGCUCGUCUGGUUACUGCUCUGAUGGAUACGAAAAGGAACAUUUCGCGGUAUCCGGCUAUACUCAGGAUACUUGGUGUGUCAAGCCGUGUACUGAGAAGGAAGCAUCAGCCUGCCAUACUUCCGUGUGCAAUCGAGUCCGUCCCCAAUGCGAGGGUAGAUACACAAGCUCAGACACAUGUAUGGAGGCUCUUGUUGAAUGCCGUGGAAAUCCGGUCAAGGUGAAGCAGAAAUGGUGCAAGCCAGAGUUCUUUGGGUUCUACGGUGGAAGUAUUUUUGGGGGCACUUUUGACGAUUUCUGUAAACAGCAGAAGUCGAACUGUCUGGAGUAUGCCAAUGGUGCUUGUCGCCUUGAUAAACCCUCCUGGGAUAAUUACGUUGCCAUGGCUAGGAAUGCGCAGUCCGCUGCUGCUGAUGCCUAUGUUAGGGGGUCACGUUCAUAG
Messenger RNA from Penicillium samsonianum, 855 nucleotides. RefSeq lists its product as uncharacterized. The record is from RefSeq and is a predicted model, not a curated record. The transcript has a single exon. Bases 1 to 855 code for a protein of 284 amino acids. NCBI's taxonomy places the organism in Eukaryota, Fungi, Ascomycota, Eurotiomycetes, Eurotiales, Aspergillaceae.